CAGAUUCGGUUGAUUUAAAAAUCCCCAAGAUUCAAGUCGUCCAGGAAUCAGGUCGCGCAAGCGUAUCUCCUCAGAGAUGCGAAAAUCCACCAGAACUCAGAUCGUCACUGCUGAGGUGUACCCUAUACUGUCACAUCAGCUCGCCAUUGCGGGCACACUUACCAGCUCGUCACAUAUUGUGGCGGCAGCCACAUUUGUCAGGUCGAUACACGGAUUGCAGCUCGCACAGGUCACAAACUUUUACGUAAAUCAAUGGGUACCUCAGGUCGCCCUAAAGGAUCGUCGCACCUUCUGGUCGCACUUCGGUGGUGCUCCAAGCUCAGGUCGUGACAAAUACGAGCUGCUCGGGCGUUCCAUGCAGGGAUGGUCCCCGAGUGAGCUCGUCUAUUGCCAAUCACUUCAGCUCGCCGCCAUGACCAGCCCACACUAAUGUGGCCGUGAAUACCAGCUCGC
Molecule: messenger RNA, 453 nt
Organism: Rubroshorea leprosula
Lineage: Eukaryota; Viridiplantae; Streptophyta; Magnoliopsida; Malvales; Dipterocarpaceae
Source: the annotation of a GenBank genome assembly